Molecule: messenger RNA, 4424 nt
Organism: Carassius auratus (goldfish)
Lineage: Eukaryota; Metazoa; Chordata; Actinopteri; Cypriniformes; Cyprinidae
Product: zinc finger protein 721-like
Exons: 5
Coding region: 1-2514 (837 amino acids)
Source: RefSeq, a predicted model, not a curated record
AUGCCCAGGAACCUUUUCAGGGUCGACUCUGAGCCCGUCAGCGGAAUAAAACAAGAGGAACCAGAAACCUGGGGAAUAAAACACGAGGAACAAGGAGAGUUUAUUAAAAAAAGUGAGGAGAAUGAAGAAUUAAAUGAAGUUCAAGAGGAAAAUCAUGUCAAAACUGGAGCAAAACAUUUGAGUUGCUCUCAAACCAAACAGAAAGAUUUAAAGAAAAGAGGAGCCAAAACAUCUUUCACCUGCACUCAGUGUGGAAAGAGUUUGACAUGCAAAUAUAAUCUUGAUGUUCACUUGAGAGUUCAUACUGGAGAGAAACCAUUCACUUGUGAUCAGUGCAACAAGAGAUUCAGUCGGUCAGGAGACCUGAAGAAACACAAGUUAAUACACACUGGAGAAAAACCACACACAUGUGAUCAGUGUGGGAAGAGUUUUACACAAAAUGGAAGCCUUAAGGCACAUAUGAGAGUUCAUACAGGAGAGAAACGUUUCUUCUGUAUUCAAUGUGGAAAGGGUUUUUCACACUCAACACAUCUUAAGGUACACAUGAACAUUCACACUGGAGAGAAACCUUUCAAGUGUUCACACUGUGACAAGAGAUUAAGUCGGUCAGGAAACCUGAAGAAACACAUGUUAAUCCACACCGGAGAAAAACCACACACAUGUGAUCAGUGUGGGAAGAGUUUCAGACUAAAAGGAAUCCUUACAGCACAUAUGAGAGUUCAUACAGGAGGGAAACGUUUCUUCUGUAAUCAAUGUGAAAAGAGUUUUUCACUCUUAGCAAACCUUAAUGUACACAUGAAGAUCCACACUGGAGAGAAACCUUUUAAGUGUUCACACUGUGACAAGAGAUUCAAUCGGUCAGGACACCUGAAAAUACACGAGAGGAUCCACACUGGAGAGAAACCGUACACAUGUGGUCAGUGCGGGAAGAGUUUUGCAGGAAAAGGAAGUCUUAUGGCACAUAUGAGAGUUCAUACAGGAGAGAAACUGUACACAUGUGAUAUUUGUGGAAAGAGUUUGAAAUGCAAAUCUAGCCUUGAUGGUCACAUGAGAGUUCAUACUGGAGAGAAACCAUAUACUUGUGAUCAGUGCGGGAAGAGUUUCUCACAAUCAGUACAUUUUAAAGAACACAUGAGCAUCCACACUGGAGAAAAACCUUAUAAGUGUUCACAAUGUGACAAGAGAUUCAGUCGGUCAGGAGACCUGAAAAGACAUGAGAGGAUCCACACUGGAGAGAAACCGUAUCACUGCACUGAAUGUGGGAAGUGUUUCAGUCAGUCAUCUUCUCUACACAGUCAUACAAAAAACAUUCACACAGUAAGUAGAUCAUCUUCAGAUCCAGCACUUUCAGAUCUGAUGCUGCCUUUUCAUCAAACUGGUUUUAAGCAAGCAGGGAUAUCAUCUGAAAUGAGAUCUGCUGCUGUGAAGAUGUUUGUUAAAGAAGAGAGUGAAGAGAACUCGAGAGAACCAGAAACCUGUACAAUAAAACACGAGGAAACCGAAACCUGGAGAAUUAAACACAAUGAGCCAGAAACCUGGAGAAUAAAACACGAGGAACCUGAAAUCUACAGAGUAAAACAAGAAGAACCAGAAAGAUGGAGAAUAAAACACGAGCAUCAAGGAGAGUUGAUUAAAAAAUACAAGGAGAAUGAAGAAUCAAGUGAAGUUGAGGAGACCAAUCAUGUCAAACCUGGAGAAAAACCUAUGAGUUGCUCUCAAACCAAACAGAAUGAUCUACAGAAAACUGGAGUCAAUAAAUAUUUCCCCUGCACUCAGUGUGGAAAGAUUUUUAUACGCAAAUAUGGUCUUGAUGUUCACAUUAGAGUUCACACUGGAGAGAGACCAUUCCCAUGUGAAUAUUGUGGAAAGACAUUCACACAAAUAUCACACCUUUAUGUACACAUGAACAUCCACACUAAAGAGAAACUGUACUCAUGUGAUCAGUGCGGGCAAACGUUUUUGAGGGCUUCAGUCCUAAAGCAGCACCUGAGAGUUCAUACAAAGGAGAAGCCAUAUUCAUGUAAUUUGUGUGGAAAGAGUUUUUCAUGUCUACAACAUUUGAAAGUACAUCAGAAAGUACAUGUUGUUGAAAGAGAUUACAUAUGCUGUGAGUGUGGGAAGACUUUUACUACAGUAAGCUGUUUAAAACGGCACCAGAGGAUUCACACUGCAGAAAAACCUUACAAAUGUUCACACUGUGACAAGAGAUUCAAUCAGUCUUCAUACCUGAAAACACAUGAGAGGAUCCACACUGGAGAGAAACCAUACAAGUGUUCACACUGUGACAAGAGAUUCUGUCAGUCAGCAAAUCUGAAAACACACCAGAGGAUUCACACUGGAGAAAAACCUUACAAGUGUUUACACUGUGACAAGAGAUUCUGCAAUUCAGGAGUCCUGAAGACACAUAAAAGGAUCCACACUGGAGAGAGACCAUAUCCGUGCACUGCAUGUGGGAAGUGUUUCAAAAAUGUAUCUAAUCUAAACAGUCAUACAAAAACCAUUCACAGCAAGUAGAUCAUCUUCAGAUCCAGCACUUUCAGGCAGUGGUGGACUGGUCAUCUGAGUUGGGUCAACCCGGCCCUUUGCGUGAAUAUAUAGAGUGAAUUAUGGAGACAAUACAACAAGACUUGCUGUUUGUAUUGUAUUACUGUUUACGAUAACAUAACAUUUUUAAAUGACAGACAUUAAUUUUUAGGGAUACAAACUAAAAUUUUUAAUUUUUCUAAUUUCUUAAUGCUAUUAAUUAGGGCUGCAUGAUAAAUCGAAAAUGAAAUCGAAAUCGCAGUUAGACACGAGCUGCGAUUUUCAUGCGAAUCUUUCUGUGAAGCAUGGUUUUGUAAUCAGAAGUAAAUCUCCAUCCAAAGGCUAGAGAACUCCAAAUAUGCCCCGCAGAAGAAACCCAUGAAAUGCCAGCGGUAACUGGAUAAACGGAAGAUUUAACUGCUUUUAUUGAAUCAAUGGGAAUAAUAAACACGGUACUAUGACAAUAUGAUUUAUCCCAGUUCCUAUUAUUACAAUUUUUCAUUAUUAACUUGUCAGUGAACUACGGCUUUGUGUUGUAUAUGCUGCUCUACCUGAAAGUAUAAGUAUGUAUAUAUAUAUAUAUAUAUAUAUAAUUCUCAAACUUACUCUGUCUAGAGCAUUGUAAAUGUUAAGACUUUUGCUUUCAGGUGCCUUGAUUAGGAAAGUAGAAUAUCCCUUUAACUGUCAUCCCAUCCUGUAUACGGGACACCUACCUUUACUUUACAUUUAAAUCUAAUCUUGACAAACUAUAUGUCGUUGGAAAGGUCUAAGACUCCCAAAUAUAUAUUUUACCAAUGUUUUUUUGAUAAAAAUUACAUAGGAAAAGUAAUAGAUUAAUUUAUGACUAUAAAUAAUCUCUAUUAUGAUAUAAAUCACUCUAAUAUGCUGAUUUGCACAACUAUUUUCAACAUUUAAAAUAAUUUUGAUCUGAGUAAGUGGGCCGCUCUGUGCCAUAAAGUCCAGGGCCACUUUGUAGCCCCAGUCCACCCCUACUUUCAGGUCUGAUUCUGCAUUAUCACCAAAUGAGACACAAUAAUGCAUCAAGCAAUAAAAUAUCAUCUGGAUAAAUCUAACAGACUGUGAUUCAGAUAAACUCAGAGAUGGAGUACAAUGUCAGAAAGUUUUAUUAUUAUUAUUAUUUUUUUUUGAGUUUCAUAUCAUGUUCAAUUGUCUUAUAAUGCAUAUGUUUCACUUGUUAUUUGCUUGCUCUGUCAUGAAGGAAAAUGGAAGUUUUUAUAGACUGUUCUUGUUCAGGAAGCUGAAGAAGAGGCUAACGCUUCUCAAGGCCUGAGAUUUUAAUUUUUUCUUUAUUGUUGACUAGAGUUAUUCUUCCACUUAAGAUGUAUUUGGGAAAUGCAGAUGCAAUAUAAAGUGUCAUGUAGCUUUGUAAUUGAUCAUUCUUUGCUUCUCUUGGUAGUAGGAAUUAAUACCUGAACCCAGUAUUAAUCGAGCCCUGGGGCUAAAUUAUGAAAGUUUGCAGUAUCAAUAAGCUCUAAUGUUAACUGUCAUUUCUGUACAUUCUUACAAUGCAAACUUUCUGCAUGUAAAAGGUUAUUUGAUUAAUGUUGUGUAUUCUCCUUGCAUCUUAAGUAUCAUUCAUUAGAGUAGCAAACACCAGAUGAAUGGAUUUAAGGACAAAUCUUCAUUUCCAAGAUGAUGCAAAAAAAGACCAUAAAUAUUGGAGAUCUGUCAGGAUUAGGGACCUGUCUGUGUGAUUUGCUCUCUGUGACACAAUUUCACCCUUAUGUUGAUUGUUAAUUUGAUUCCGGGUGUGUCUCCUUAGUCCUUGGUUAUCCUAUGUUUAAAAGCCCCAGUCCAUUCAAUUCGUGUUUGUCAGGUCUAUUCAUUGUUUUUAUUAUGGAUUUAUUCCCUGUUUCCUAGGUUAAAGACUACUGUUUGUA